Gossypium raimondii (Peruvian cotton) is the source of this 1581-nucleotide messenger RNA. RefSeq names its product omega-3 fatty acid desaturase, endoplasmic reticulum-like. The record is from RefSeq and is a predicted model, not a curated record. Gene Ontology annotation, molecular function: oxidoreductase activity, acting on paired donors, with oxidation of a pair of donors resulting in the reduction of molecular oxygen to two molecules of water. The transcript is spliced from 9 exons. The coding region runs from base 172 to 1338 and encodes 388 amino acids. Lineage: Eukaryota; Viridiplantae; Streptophyta; Magnoliopsida; Malvales; Malvaceae. Gene Ontology annotation, biological process: lipid metabolic process.
UUUUUGAUCCGUACACAAAUAUUCAUUAUACCACACUAGCUGGAAACUUGAUCUGCCGGGACCAUACAUACAUACAUACAUACAUACAGUUGUUGAAUAAGAGAAUUUAAUAGUGGUACGUCGAAAAAAGAGACCAGCAACGUUGAACAAGAGAGACGGGGUACUGGAAGAAUGAGCCCUUCAAUGAAGGAAACAUCAUUAGAAACAAUGGAGAAAAAGGGAGAGGAUGUUAAUGGGAUAAUGAAGAAGGAGCAAGAUAAGUUGUUCGAUCCAAGUGAAGCCCCUCCUUUCCGUAUUAAUGAUAUCCGAGCUGCUAUUCCAAAGCACUGCUGGGUCAAGAACCCUUGGAGGUCUAUGAGUUAUGUUUUCAGGGACGCCAUUGUCAUCUCUGCACUCUUAGCAGCUGCACUUUAUUUCCGUAGCUGGUUCUUUUGGCCUGUCUACUGGGUUGCCCAAGGGACCAUGUUUUGGGCUCUCUUUGUCCUUGGACAUGAUUGUGGACAUGGAAGCUUCUCUGAUAAUCCCAUACUUAAUAACGUGAUGGGACAUAUCUUACAUUCUACCAUCCUUGUUCCUUACCAUGGAUGGAGAAUAAGCCAUAGAACUCACCAUCAAAACCAUGGAAAUGUGGAGAAGGAUGAGUCUUGGGUUCCGAUGUCCGAAGAUCUUUAUAAUGGUUUGAGCAGCAGGACCAAGUUUCUGAGAUUCAAAAUCCCAUUCCCCCUAUUUGCAUACCCCGUCUAUUUGUGGCACAGAAGUCCAGGAAAGACAGGAUCUCACUUCAACCCAUACAGCAACUUGUUUGCUCCCCAAGAACGAAAACAUAUAAUGACAUCAACAACCUGUUGGAUAGCAAUGGUGGUUUUCCUUGUGUAUUUAUCCUUUGUAAUCGGUCCAUCCAUGACAUUCAAGCUCUACGGUGUUCCCUACUUGAUUUUCGUGGCAUGGCUGGAUGUGGUGACUUACCUUCACCACCACGGAUACGAGCAGAAGCUUCCUUGGUAUCGUGGCAAGGAAUGGAGUUACCUGAGAGGAGGGCUUACAACAAUAGACCGUGAUUAUGGUAUAUUCAAUGGUAUCCACCAUGACAUUGGCACCCAUGUCAUUCAUCAUCUCUUUCCUCAGAUCCCCCAUUAUCACUUAGUCGAAGCUACAAAAGCAGCGAAACCGGUGAUAGGAAAAUACUACCGGGAGCCGAAGAAAUCAGGGCCGAUUCCGUUUCACUUAAUAGAGAAUCUAGUGUCGAGCAUGAAACAAGAUCAUUACGUGAGCAACAGCGGAGAGAUAGUAUUUUAUCAGACGGAUCCCAACCUGUUUUCGCCUCCCAAAUCCGCAUGAGCCAUUUUAUUUAGAGAUCAUAGAGCUGAAACAAACAAGGGCCUUCAUUCUUUUCGCUUUUAGAAGGGACUUUGCAUUUGUUUUUUUUUUUUUUCUUAUUGUGUCUUCAAAAUAAUUAAGGUUGAAGUUCCUGUAGUCUCAUCAAAAACAUGAUUAUUGUUACCAAACAUACACACGGUACUGUAGGAGAAUGAAAUACAAAUUUUAUUAUUAUGUAAUAAAAAUAUAAAAACUUUUGGAUUC